This is a messenger RNA of Owenia fusiformis, 1917 nucleotides long. The record is from the annotation of a GenBank genome assembly. NCBI's taxonomy places the organism in Eukaryota, Metazoa, Annelida, Polychaeta, Sabellida, Oweniidae.
CAAUGAAUACUAGAAUAUAAGAAUGGCUGCGACUCCAACUACGCUUGAUAAUUUUACACCGAGAAUCACUGCGUGGGAUUUGACAACUCUUAGCAAUGUUAGCACAACGCCAAAUACAACAACAGCGGAAUCUUGUGUUUCAUGGGUAGACCUCAACAGAUAUUUCAUGUUCAAUCUCAUCCCGGCGGUGUGUAUAAUUGCAUUGUUCUCGUCUCUCCAACGUCGAAAAGCUUUGUGCACAGGAUGUUUGAAUGGAAGACCUGCUGUUUUGAGUCCGUUGGACUUUAUCCAGGGUCAUUCCAAGCGCUUCUCCUACGCCGCGGCAUUUGGUCUCACAACGGGCCUGUGUCUUCAAAUGAUCUUAUUAAGAGAACUUGUUGUUCCACCUAGCUUGGAGACUCCUAGUUACCUCAUAACGUUCUACUACGUCUUGACUGUGAUCAUAUACGGAACAAACUUCUACCCUGUGUUUGCUGCUCUCUUUCUUGAUUCUAUCAUUAGCUACUCCGUAGGGACAGUCUAUGUUUGGAUCUACAGCACCAUAUAUUUGCUGUCUCUUUACAAUUUGUGUACAGACAGCAGCCUUGCUAUGUGGGAAACAUUAGGUCAAUUGCCUAUCAUAUUAUGCUGUGUAUACCUCAUGAUAGGCUUUCCAUUCAGGCUCAUCAUUAGCAUAAGAGAUAGAAACAAAGACAAGAGUAUUGCUUGGAGGGAACAUUACCAAGCUAAAUAUGUCACCAGUAUGUUUGCUCCUGCCAAGACUGAAAUAGUACCUGUUACAAUCAAAGAAAAGAUACUGGACUUUCUCAGGUCAAAGAUGUACAAAAGCGUCAGUGGUUAUCGUUACUCAACUCGAGUUGUUUCCACAACUGCAGUUACCCUUAUCAUGCUGUAUAUGAUUUUUAUAACAUGGAUGGGUGUGUACGAAAAGCUUGUUGUACUUGUGGCAGAUGCCAUCAUCCCUCUUAUAGAAGCGCUCGGCGCCUCGCCGAUUGUUAAACUUGUUGUUGACGUUAUAAUGGAGAAGACAGUUGAUGAAAACACGUUUCUUUAUAUUCUUCAUUUAUAUGUGACAAAUAUAAAAGUGAGUUUCGUGUUGUCGACAACCCUAGCAUUUCUUUUGGUGGUCUAUAAUAUUCUUAGAAGCAUGGCAUGUUACAGGAAUGACCAGCUACUACUAUAUAAAGGGAACCAUCCGAACCUCCCACCUUUGAAAGACUUGGGCUGUAGUACGAUGAUGACUGGAUUUAUACGCUUCGCUGGUUUCCAAGUUGCGUAUUGUGCAUGGAGUUUUAUAAUGAUUAUGUUAGUGUUGUUCCUGGUUACGUUUUUAUUGGGUGCAGUAAUCAUCAUACCCCUGACACUUGGCUAUGGAAAGUGGUUCCUUGUUGUGCUGAACGGUUUGUGGCCUGUGAUACUGAUAACAUUGGUAUUGAUGGUAGGACAGAUUCUGUUAUCCAGAUUUGCUUUCUUACAAGAGAGAGGCGCUUUCCUUGCAGUCAAUAACAGACGGUGGUUGUUUCUGUUUACCUACUAUAUGUUCUUCUACAACAUCUUCCUGGGAUUGUUCUCGGCCUUAAAGAGGAUCAUAUUCUCUAUUGUGUUCGGAGCUAUUUUUCUCGGUAGAUUGGACAUAUCUUCGUUGUCUAGGUACUUUGAACAGAAAGAUCCAGGUUAUGCAUGCUACUUAGGCCUGUUGUAUGUGGAACAUUGUCACAAUCAUCCUAUAUUAGUGACAUUCUGUAAUAUCCUCAUAGAUGAUCACAACAGGAAACAUCGUCUUGGGAGAUACAAGUCAGGGGCAGUACGAGAUGAAGAGAACGCCAAAAUCAAUGGUCACUGUGGCAAAUACCGUGAAUUCAAAGACGACAAAUCAAGGAGGUCCUUCAAACGUGCGCAAAUGCGAUGGCAAUUGGU